This is a messenger RNA of Monosiga brevicollis MX1, 380 nucleotides long. RefSeq lists its product as uncharacterized. NCBI's taxonomy places the organism in Eukaryota, Choanoflagellata, Craspedida, Salpingoecidae. The transcript is spliced from 5 exons. The record is from RefSeq and is a predicted model, not a curated record. Bases 27 to 380 code for a protein of 117 amino acids.
GGGCAACAGAACCGGACGAAAAUUUAAUGAUGGCCGCGACGCGAUGGUGUUGGGCCCUGGUGGUGGCGGUACUGCUGGUGGCUACGGCUCGAGGCGAGGCCUCGGACGCGAAGAUUGCCAAGGCUCGCAUUGAGGACGUUGAAGUCAAGUACAUUCCCGGACGCAGCCCCAAGAUCAUGUUCUUCACGGCCGAGGACGUCAAGGUCGAGACGGUUGAUCUCGCGCCCUUGCAGCGUGAUGAGGCCGAAAAGCUGCUGACGGACCGCGGCUUUUUGCGGCUCGCGAUUCAAUUCAAGCAGUUGGUCUACCUCUCGCAUGCUAGCCUCCGUUCCAGCGGACCAAGAAAAGCCAAGAUAGACAGCAAACAAAAAGGCAUCUGA